CGAUGGUGAGGCAGUCGGACAGCAGCUGCAACACAACACAACAUGAAUCACAAAACAGCAGCAACAAAAAAAGGCUACGACCUGACGCUUGCAACAUAUCUUGGAGGAGGAGGAGGCGCUGGGUGUGCCCACCCUCUGUUUCAAGCAUAAAAACCCCCACGGUCUCAGCUGAUCAAGACAUUCAGCAAACCUCAAUCUACAGGCAAGAUGACCAGUCUCACUGCUAAGGACAAGGAAACCGUCAGGGCCUUCUGGGCUAAAGUGUCUGGAAAGGCUGAGGACAUCGGCAAAGAUGCUCUGAACAGGAUGCUGAUCGUGUACCCUCAGACCAAGACUUACUUCGCCCACUGGAAGGACCUGAGCCCCGGCUCUGCCCCGGUGAGGAAGCACGGAAUCACCGUGAUGUCUGGAGUCGCUGAUGCUGUGACCAAGAUCGACGAUCUGAAAGGAGGUCUCCUGAACCUCAGUGAGCUGCAUGCCUUCACUCUGAGGAUUGACCCUGCCAACUUCAAGAUUCUGUCCCACAACAUCCUUGUGGUCAUGGCCAUCAUGUUCCCCAACGACUUCACCCCUGAGGUCCAUGUGUCUAUGGACAAGUUCCUGGCUUGUCUGGCUCUGGCCCUGGCUGAGAAAUACCGAUAAACAGCAGAAGAUGACGGAGACUGCAGCAUGAGUUCACUCUGCAAAUUCAAUAAUAAAUGAAUG
Messenger RNA from Seriola aureovittata, 705 nucleotides. RefSeq names its product hemoglobin embryonic subunit alpha-like. Bases 208 to 642 code for a protein of 144 amino acids. Gene Ontology annotation, biological process: hydrogen peroxide catabolic process; oxygen transport. The record is from RefSeq and is a predicted model, not a curated record. Lineage: Eukaryota; Metazoa; Chordata; Actinopteri; Carangiformes; Carangidae. The transcript is spliced from 4 exons. Gene Ontology annotation, cellular component: blood microparticle; hemoglobin complex; haptoglobin-hemoglobin complex. Gene Ontology annotation, molecular function: oxygen binding; organic acid binding; oxygen carrier activity.